AUGCUGCUGCCCCUGGCCUGCCUGCACGGCCGGGUGGCGCAGUGCCUCACGGCGCUCCUGGUGCUCGCCGAGCCGCCCCCCCGGCCCCGGCCCCGGCCCCGGCCCCGACCCCGGCGCGGCGCGAGGGUGCACGGGGCGCCGCCGACGCGCGCGGAGGCCGCCCUGCCCGCGAAGAUGGCCGCGGAGCUGUACCCCGCCGCCGCCGCCGCCGCCGCCACGGACAUCGCCAACAGCAACGCCAACGCCGCCGCCGCCGCCGCCGCCGGCAGGAAGGGCCCGCCCAGCGCCCCGCCGCCCGCCCCGCCGCCGCCCGCGCCCGCGCCCCCCGCGCCCGACAACAACAACUUGGAGAGCCCCAACUGGCAGUCCUUCCACCCGACCCUGCGCGAGAGGAACGCGCUCAUGUUCAACAACGAGCUCAUGGCCGACGUGCACUUCAUCGUGGGGCCCCCGGGAGCCGCCCGCAGGGUGCCCGCGCACAAGUACGUCCUGGCCGUCGGUAGCUCCGUCUUCUAUGCCAUGUUCUACGGCGACUUGGCAGAAGUCAAGUCGGAGAUCCACAUCCCCGACGUGGAGCCUGCGGCCUUCCUGAUCCUGCUGAGGUACAUGUACAGUGACGAGAUUGACCUGGAGGCCGACACGGUGCUGGCCACUCUCUACGCCGCCAAGAAGUACAUCGUCCCCGCGCUAGCAAAAGCCUGUGUCAACUUCCUGGAGACGAGCCUGGAAGCCAAGAACGCCUGUGUCCUGCUGUCCCAGAGCCGGCUGUUUGAGGAGCCGGAGCUGACCCAGCGCUGCUGGGAGGUCAUUGAUGCUCAGGCCGAGAUGGCCCUGAGAUCUGAAGGCUUCUGCGAAAUCGACUGGCAGACUCUGGAAAUCAUCGUGACGCGGGAGGCCCUCAACGCCAAGGAGGCAGUGGUCUUCGAGGCCGUCCUGAACUGGGCUGAAGCCGAGUGCAAGAGGCAGGGCCUGCCGGUCACCCCACGCAACAAGAGGCACGUUUUGGGGCCUGCCCUCUAUCUGGUCCGAAUUCCAACCAUGACCCUGGAGGAGUUUGCCAACGGCGCAGCCCAGUCGGACAUCCUGACCCUGGAGGAGACCCACGACAUCUUCCUAUGGUACACGGCAUCCAACAAGCCCCUCCUCAACUUCCCCCUGACCAAGAGGAAGGGCCUUGCCCCGCAGCGGUGCCACCGGUUCCAGUCUUCUGCCUACCGCAGCAACCAGUGGCGCUACCGUGGGCGCUGUGACAGCAUCCAGUUUGCCGUGGACAGGAGGGUGUUUGUUGCAGGGCUGGGCCUGUACGGGUCCAGCUCCGGGAAAGCCGAGUACAGCGUGAAGAUCGAACUCAAACGGCUGGGGGUGGUCCUGGCUCAGAACCUGACCAAGUUUGUGUCGGACGGCUCCAGCAACACCUUCUCGGUGUGGUUUGAACACCCCGUGCAGGUCGAGCAGGACACCUUCUACACAGCCAGUGCCGUCCUGGAUGGCAGCGAGCUCAGCUAUUUCGGGCAGGAAGGCAUGACGGAAGUACAGUGUGGGAAGGUGACCUUCCAGUUCCAGUGCUCCUCGGACAGCACCAACGGGACCGGGGUCCAGGGUGGGCAGAUCCCCGAGCUCAUCUUCUAUGCCUGAGGGGCCCUGGGCUGGCGUGGAUGCCCUGCCCUCUGCUGGGCACCAUGAGGAGGCCUUUCUCUGCAGCUGGUCCGGCCGGGAAGGGAAGUGCAGGACAUUGUGCUACCCGUCCCCCAGCUGGCUGCCUUCCUGACCCCAUUAAAGGCUUCGCCAACUUUGUACUUC
This is a messenger RNA of Canis lupus familiaris (dog), 1800 nucleotides long. It is a transcript of the gene BTBD6, whose product is annotated as BTB domain containing 6. The coding region runs from base 1 to 1635 and encodes 544 amino acids. The transcript has 4 exons. The record is from RefSeq and is a predicted model, not a curated record. Lineage: Eukaryota; Metazoa; Chordata; Mammalia; Carnivora; Canidae. Gene Ontology annotation, molecular function: protein binding. Gene Ontology annotation, cellular component: cytosol. Gene Ontology annotation, biological process: neurogenesis.